AUGGAAGGACGGAUCCCAAUUACUGUGGCAGAGCUGUGUGAGAUUGAUGACCUCGCCACCAGUUUGGUGCUGGACCCUCUGCUGGGCUUCUGCACUCACAAAAUGAAAAUCAGUCCUUUACCAGACAUCCGAUGUCAGGGUAGUCUCAAAGGGACGCUGCUGCACUUUCAGUGUACACAUGAUUUCAAUGUAACAUUUGAGGCAUUGACAGGAGGCAGUCUGACUGACUAUUUUGUUUCUCUGGGCGGCCACCGUCUGCAGCUGCUGAGACAACAUGUCUACCGCUACCUCAGUGCCUUCCUGUUGGACAGUGGCGUUAAGAUAAAGUACUGUGACAGAUACUCUGUAGAGACCAAUGGGGCUAAAGUUGUCUCAACAAGACAAUGGUUUUCAGGGCAGCGUAUAGAGGUCUUGCUGGGCUGCACAGCAGAGUUUCGUCCUGGUGACAGCACAGUGCUGAGGGCAGGUGUCAAUGACUUCAGCAUCAUGUAUUCUUUACGAAAACGCUGCGAUCAGCUCUGGCUGGGCCCUGCAUCUUUUGUUAACUAUGAAUGCAAACCAAACUGCAGGUUUUUACCUGGUGAGAAGAAUAUUGUCUAUGUUGAGGUGAUUCAUCCUAUUUCUCCUGGGGAAGAGAUCACGUGUUACUAUGGUGGCAGCUUUUUUGGGACGGGAAAUGAAAUGUGUCAGUGCUUCACCUGUGAGCGGAAUGGACAAGGUCACUUCAAACAAAGAAGGACGCAACCUCACUCUGAAGCAAAAAAGAACCCUGUGAGCAGCAUAGGCCUCAAUGCUGGAGACAGUCCACCGAUGUCACCACAAAGCAUGGGAGUAGAGACAUCUGAAGAAAGGAAUGCAAGAAAGGCU
Plectropomus leopardus (leopard coralgrouper) is the source of this 867-nucleotide messenger RNA. RefSeq names its product histone-lysine N-methyltransferase KMT5C-like. The record is from RefSeq and is a predicted model, not a curated record. NCBI's taxonomy places the organism in Eukaryota, Metazoa, Chordata, Actinopteri, Perciformes, Serranidae. Gene Ontology annotation, cellular component: nucleus. Gene Ontology annotation, molecular function: histone H4K20 methyltransferase activity; protein binding.